Fomitopsis serialis is the source of this 1056-nucleotide messenger RNA. RefSeq lists its product as uncharacterized. Lineage: Eukaryota; Fungi; Basidiomycota; Agaricomycetes; Polyporales; Fomitopsidaceae. The record is from RefSeq and is a predicted model, not a curated record. Bases 1 to 1056 code for a protein of 351 amino acids. The transcript has 5 exons.
AUGCGGUACAAGCGCAAGGCCGACUUUGACCAAAAUCCGUCCCGGAAGCUAUUCCGGACGUUGUCUGGCUCGCCUGGGGAGCCCCCCCAGUUUGAUACAGCGAGAGAAGCAAGGGCGACGCGCAGACACACUGACCGAUCGAGGAUCGCAGCAUUACGGCUGGCGUUCUUGCAACAGCGGAAUACAACGACAGCGCAGGAUACGCCACUCCGAAAGGCUGACCGGUUGAGGCACGCAGCACCACGACGGAUGCUCUUGCGCCAGCGGAAUACAAAGACGGCGCAGGAUACGCCAUUUCCUUCCAUGCGAGCCACUGAUACACCAAACGAGAUACAGGACGGGUCAGACGCACUGCAUGAAUGGAGGGCGGUCAGAGAUCGAGAAAGCAUUUACGAAGAGGAGCGUGCACGCAUGAAACACAGUUGGAGGCUCCAGCACAGUAAUCUAGGCCAGGAAAAUGUUGGGAUCGGAGCGCAGUCGCUAGCCGAUGCAAUUCCUGAUGACAGGACGUCCCUGAGCCGUACCGUCCCACUCGGCCGAAGUGCAAUGUCUGUCGCUCAUAGCAUCGGUUCCGUGUUGUGGCGUGCUGUCGCUCGCGUCCUCCAGCUCGCCACAGGAUCCGUAGGCACCCUAACCCCUGCGCACUUCUUGGCCGCAUCCUUCGUUGCCAUGUCAGCACUCCAGUUCAUCACGGACAUCCUGAUCAUCUGUAUCGGCAUUGCUCCGUGGAUCUUCGUCCUCGCCUCGGGUUCCCUUUCAUCCGGUUACAGAGCCGUCGCUCCGUACCUACGGAUAUGCGGCAUAAUGUCGUUCUACCUACUCAUCCAGAGUCUGAUUGCGCUCUUAACAUGUCUCGACACGGCAGCUAUGCUCGGACGACGUCUUUUGCUGCGGCCAACCCUUCGCGCCAUGCAUUCUCCGUGGAAGCGACCUGUCGCAUACACGACCGUCGUCGCUCUGAUGAUCAUAAUAUACAUCGGAGUCUUCAAUCGAGACGUGUUCGUGGUCCCUGCAGAAGUACAGAGGAUGGACGAUGUGCAGCUAGUUCGCAGGUAA